CUGACAGGAGUAAAAAAUGUCCGUCGAGGGCUGGGUAAAAACGGUCGGAUAAGAAAAAUAAUAAAUUACAAACGGUCACCGAUCUGAAUGCCGAGUAAACAAGUCGUAUAUUGUAAUGAGUCAGAGAUCAAGGUACGUCAGUCGAUAGCGAAAAACCGUUCCGAUUAGGGUAUUCACAGGAAUACAAUUAGUGAAAAUUACUGGAGUGAACGUUUAUGGGUUGAUUCUGUUUUCAUAAUCAAGACUGACCUUUUGCGGGAAAAAAUACGAAACGAAGGUUUGAAUAUUUAACAAAAUGGACGCAGAACUGUCCGAACAGUUCUACAGAAUUCAGGCGAUUGACAGAGCCCUGCGAAUUCCCAGCGUCAAUUACCUGUGGGACAAAUCCACAGCUGUUUACGGAAAAGUCAAAGGUGUCAACACAUUCACAAAUUGGGCGUUCGAUAGAAUCGAGACAGUCCUCCACACAGUCCUCGAGAAAUCAUUGCCAGUCGCACGCUUCAUGGAGAAACCAAUUUACAAUCUCGACAAAACAUUCUGCCAAGGUCUGGACUUCGUUGAAGUUAAAUUACCAAUCAUCAAGGAAGAUCCCAAACAAAUAUUGGAUCGUACCAAGUCACUCGUCUCCGAGAGACUCCGUCCAGCUGUACAAAUAUUCAUUGACCUGAAGCAGGAGACAAAGCAGAGAGUGAGAAUAAUAACCCUUCAUACUUACUACAAAGCACACUACUUGAGAGUUUACAGUUGGCAACAGGCAGACAAAGUUAUGUCAACUGAGACGGGAAUUAAUAUUUUAAAGACUGUUGACAAUACCACUGGCCUAGCUGAACUGAUGCUCGAUAAAUAUUUGCCUGCUCUUGAGGAUGAAACUUGCAGUGACUCCGAAGAUGAAUGCAGUGAGCACGUAAAACUCCAUCACACCAUAGUAAGACUGAGUGAAUUUAGCAGCAGAGCAUCGCGCAGAAUCUACGUGGCCCUGACGGAGAGACUCCAGUACAUGUACAAAAUCGAAAUUCUCAUCUUGAUUCUACAUGCACUUAUCGUGAUCCAGGCUAUCAAAUUUUUGGAGACUAUUGUGACAUCUGUACUUAAAUUUACUUUUAGAUUCUAGGAUUAAUACUGUGAUAUGACUUUCUCCUUUUUCUUUUGAUGAAUUUUUGUGUUUGUAAUUGUGUGACGCACUAAUGUAAUUUUUCCUUUUGCAUAUGACAUUGAGACAAAGUUUGAAGAGUCUCAGGACAUAACAUCUUUGUGUUUAUGCUCAUUGUGGUGUUUUCAGUUCCUCUUGAAAUAAUAAAAUCUCAUUUAUUUUUA
This is a messenger RNA of Diachasma alloeum, 1314 nucleotides long. RefSeq names its product lipid storage droplets surface-binding protein 2 (gene Lsd-2). The coding region runs from base 296 to 1111 and encodes 271 amino acids. The transcript is spliced from 5 exons. Gene Ontology annotation, biological process: positive regulation of triglyceride storage; lipid storage. NCBI's taxonomy places the organism in Eukaryota, Metazoa, Arthropoda, Insecta, Hymenoptera, Braconidae. Gene Ontology annotation, cellular component: cytosol; lipid droplet. The record is from RefSeq and is a predicted model, not a curated record.